This is a messenger RNA of Haemonchus placei, 915 nucleotides long. Lineage: Eukaryota; Metazoa; Nematoda; Chromadorea; Rhabditida; Trichostrongylidae. The record is from the annotation of a GenBank genome assembly.
AUGCAGUGGCUGAUUCUAGCCUCUGCCUGCGUCUUUUCCUGUCUCGCCAAUGAGAUAAAAAAUGCGACCGCUAAAGGCUCCUACGGAGUCCCACCGAGUUACCCUCCACCUCCUCCACCACCACCGCCACCACCGCCACCCACCUAUGAUCCGGGUUACGGUGGCGCCCCGUACGGACCGUACAUGGCCUACCAAUACAUGCCACCACCACCGCCACCAUUGGUAGACCGUGACGUGUGCGACCUGGACGCUUCCGUGUUGUUGGUGGUACAGAGCCGACGUGGAUCUCGUCCACCUCCUCCGGGUUUCCCUGCAAUGAAUCGCGCUAUUCGUGUACGGUGCUCGGUGAUUGCCAACUACGACGAGGACUCCUGCAACGUUUGCUGCCAGAAUGCUGCACGUCGUGACAAGUCCAUGCCAAACUCUGCUUUCGUCGGAUUCCUGGCCGUCACGGACGACUUUAACGGGAAACCUCCUAGGCCUCCACCUAGCAGACCAUAUGACUUGGAGGAGGAAGGUGACCUGGAUCAAGUGGUGGAUUUCCUGCCACCACCAUACUUCAACAACGUUAAGUGUGUGUGCUGUGCUCCAAAGAGGCCAUUCCCUCCUCCACCACCACCUCCACCACCACCAGUCUAUCAACCACCAAUCUAUCAACCACCGGUAGCUACACCUCCACCUUAUGGACAACCAGCAACUUCUCCACCAGCAUCAGCACCCUAUGGACAACCAGCAGCUUCUCAGCCUCAAGACUACACAGCUCCACCUCCAGUUCAAGCACCACCUGUUGUGGAAUAUCCGGAACCAGUGGCGGCACAACCUCAACCUGAAUAUCAACCACCACCACCACCACCGCCGCCACCUCCUCCUCCACCACCACCACCGGCUCAGAAUCCCGUUCCAACACCAUAUUGA